GUAACUCAGUACAAUACUAGUUCAUCUUUAAUUAUGUGUCGUCCUUAUAUAAUGUAUAUUGAUUAUGCAUAAUUAUAUCUGUGUUUUUUGGUAAGUCGAUUUGAGUGAACGGUUACAGCACUAAACGCGAAGAAAGACACCACGAGAAAUACGGUAUGUUUGAAUGUACUGAGUGAGUGGUAAACGAGAGCCUACCAUAAAAUAUUAGACAUUAUGACAGGUGUCUAAAAGUUUAAUGAGCAAAAUGCGAUGCAACUCCUUGUUCUCACAAUGGGAUAUUUUAGAAAUGUGGUUCAAAAAUAGAGUCACUCGAAGGAUAUUUUGAUCCUGUAAGUAGCUAACAGGAUAGCAGAUGUCUAGAUCUGCUUUACUUUGAUUUAGCUGGGUUUACUGUAACGCUAAUCUAAAUGCAGAGCACGCGUGUCCGAGCAGCACAGACCGACCCCGAACUACAGACCACAGUGACAUUGUUUUCGGCUAUACUCUUAUUUCGACUCAUCCUAAUUCAUUAGUUUUAGGCUGACCAGACGUCCCGGAUUUCCAUCAUAGGUCCCGGUGUCCAGACAUUUUGCUCAAAAUCUUUAAAAAGUCCUGGUUUUCAGCCACGACACACUCUAAAUGCAUUUUGUCAAAAUGACGUAAACAACCGCUUUUAUUAGUUAAUGUCACCUGCAGUGAAAACAAAUUAAAGUAAAAAAAAAAAAGAAAAAAAAGCUACUAGGGGACAUUAUUUUAAGUGAUUAACUCAGGCGUACGUGCUUAUUCUUCAGUGUGCCGUGCGUUUUCAUUUAGUUUAUAUUUAAUAUGAAUCUACAAUUGUGUGUAAUACGGUCAUAUUGUAGCUGAUCAGUUCUUGCGGCAUUUAGCCCAGACAAAGCAGCGAAAGGUUGCAACAUCAAGCAUCCGAAACCAUCAGGUUAAAUCACACCAACAACGUCAAUACAAAACAUAGCCUGACGCAGCGAGUAAAAGAAAGAAAGAAAGAAAGAAAGAAAGAAAGAAAGAAAGAAAGAAAAACGAGAACACCUGUCAAUAAGAGUCUGGAUGCCUUGGAUCGGGACGCUGUGAGUCAGCAUGGAGACAAUCAGCACCCAGCAACCCUACCCUGGCCCACACAGGCUGUCAAUCAGCACCCAGCAACCCUACCCUGGCCCACACAGGCUGUCAAUCAGCACCCAGCAACCCUACCCUGGCCCACACAGGCUGUCAAUCAGCACCCAGCAACCCUACCCUGGCCCACACAGGCUGUCAAUCAGGACCAAUGAGGAUGAGGCUGACCGCAUUGAGAACGGCAACAGCAGGGAUCAGUCACUCUGCGAAGACACUUCCUCUGAGCUGCAGAGAGCCGUCUCCAUGGAGACCAGAGAGCUGGCGGAGUCCCGCAGGAGUUCCUUCACAGGCAGGGGAGCCAUGGCCAGGGUUUCUCGAUUUCUCCUUUCAUUAAGAAACUGGGCAAGGCGACGACUGCACCACGAAGACCAGAGACCAGACUCCUUUCUGGAGCGCUUCCGAGGCCCGGAGCUCAAGGAGGCUUCCAGCAGAGAGAGUAACACCCAGUCAGCCCUGGGGACCCCGGGCCAGCACGGCAGAGUGAAGAGCCACUGGCCCUCGGCAAACUUCAAUGUGAACAACUGCAACAAUACAGACGACAAAAAGGAAGACAAAAAGGAGAAGAAAGAGGAUGAUAAAAAAGAGGAAAAGGAGGAGAAAAAAGAUGACAAGAAGGAUGCCAAAAAGGACGAUAAAAAGAAAGAGGAGAAGAAAAAAGAAGUGUUUGUCAUCGACCCAGCGAGCAAUCUAUACUACAGGUGGCUGUCCAUUAUUGCAGCUCCAGUCAUGUACAACUGGUGUCUGCUGGUGUGCAGGGCAUGUUUUGAUGAACUUCAAAUGGAUUACCUGGUUUUGUGGGGUGUUUUAGAUUACUCCUCAGAUUGUGUCUACCUCAUUGACACUUUUGUGAGAUUUAGGACAGGUUUCCUCAAACAAGGAUUGCUUGUCAAGGAUUCAAAGGAGUUACGAGAGAAUUACAUGAAGACUUUGCAGUUCAAAUUUGAUACACUCUCACUCAUGCCGACAGACUUAAUCAGCAUUAAAAUUGGGUCCAACUGGCCUGAACUGAGGUUUAACAGGCUCUUCAGAUUCGCACGCAUGUUUGAGUUUUUUGACCGCACCGAAACCAGAACCAAUUACCCCAACAUCUUUCGAAUCGGCAACCUUGUCCUGUACAUCCUGAUUAUUAUCCACUGGAACGCAUGCAUAUACUUUGCCAUUUCCAAAGCCAUAGGGUUUGGGACGGAUACCUGGGUGUACCCCAACAUAAGCCACCCUGAAUACGGUCGACUGGCCAGGAAGUACAUCUACAGCCUGUACUGGUCCACACUGACACUGACCACAAUUGGGGAGACCCCUCCCCCAGUGAAGGACGUGGAGUACCUCUUUGUCGUGUUCGACUUCCUGAUUGGAGUGCUGAUCUUCGCUACCAUCGUCGGUAAUGUGGGUGCCAUGAUUUCCAACAUGAACGCCUCCAGAGCGGAAUUCCAGGCCAAGAUAGAUUCCAUUAAGCAAUACAUGCAUUUCCGCAAAGUCACCAAAGACCUGGAGGCCCGAAUCAUCAAGUGGUUUGACUAUCUCUGGACCAACAAGAAAACAGUGGAUGAAAAGGAGGUCCUGAAGAACUUGCCUGACAAGCUGAAAGCCGAGAUCGCCAUCAACGUCCACCUGGACACGCUGAAGAAAGUGCGCAUCUUCCAGGACUGCGAAGCCGGGCUUCUGAUAGAGCUGGUGCUGAAGCUGAGGCCACAGGUGUUUAGCCCCGGAGACUAUAUCUGUCGCAAAGGGGACAUUGGCAGAGAAAUGUACAUCAUCAAAGAGGGGAAGCUGGCUGUCGUAGCAGACGACGGCAUCACCCAGUUUGUUGUUUUGAGUGACGGGAGUUACUUUGGAGAAAUCAGCAUCUUGAACAUCAAGGGUAGCAAGUCAGGGAACAGAAGGACUGCAAACAUUAGAAGCAUAGGCUACUCCGAUCUCUUCUGUUUAUCCAAGGAUGACCUCAUGGAAGCCCUGACUGAGUAUCCGGAGGCCAAGAAGGCACUGGAGGAGAAAGGGAAAGCCAUUUUAAUGAAGGAUGGCUUGAUAGACGAGGAGAUGGCCAAACAAGGAGACGACGCGCAAAACAUGCAAGAAAAAGUGGACCACCUGGAAACCACUCUGGACCUCAUGCAAACGAAAUUCGCCAGACUGAUGGCAGAGUUUACCUCGAGCCAGCAAAAGCUCAAACAGAGACUCGCAACAGUGGAGUCGAAAGUGAAGAAGUACGGGAGCGCAAGCUUCUCGGAGGAUCUGGAAACAGACAACGAAGCUGCGAAAGAAGAGGACAAAAAGGACAAAUAACAUGCACUGGUCUGUGCACUGGUCAGUGCACUGGUCUGUGCAUUUCUGAUUAUCUUGGACUAGACCAGCUAAUUGUUUUUUAUAAGAUACCAAACAGGAAAAAAAUGUAGUUUGAUACUUAACUUCUGUUUUCAUUUAACAUAUAAUGUUAAGUUAUGCUUU
Messenger RNA from Acipenser ruthenus (sterlet), 3552 nucleotides. Its product is annotated as cyclic nucleotide-gated channel cone photoreceptor subunit alpha-like. The coding region runs from base 1075 to 3390 and encodes 771 amino acids. Gene Ontology annotation, molecular function: cGMP binding; intracellularly cAMP-activated cation channel activity; protein-containing complex binding. Gene Ontology annotation, cellular component: plasma membrane; intracellular cyclic nucleotide activated cation channel complex. The record is from RefSeq and is a predicted model, not a curated record. Gene Ontology annotation, biological process: monoatomic cation transmembrane transport. Lineage: Eukaryota; Metazoa; Chordata; Actinopteri; Acipenseriformes; Acipenseridae. The transcript is spliced from 9 exons.